GGCCGCCGCUGGUCCGCCGCCGAGAUCCGGCUCAAGAGCGACGCUGACCUGCAGAAGCUAUGGGCCGUGCUGCUCCGCGAGCGAAACAUGCUCGCGUCGGUCAAGCUGCUGCACGAACGGCGCAAAACGACGAUGCCGCACCCCGAGCGGGCGCGCAUGACGCGCAAGUCGAUGGCGAUGAUCAAGGUCGUCCUCGGGGAGCGA
Messenger RNA from Emiliania huxleyi CCMP1516, 204 nucleotides. RefSeq lists its product as hypothetical. Lineage: Eukaryota; Haptophyta; Isochrysidales; Noelaerhabdaceae. Gene Ontology annotation, cellular component: mitochondrial ribosome; mitochondrial large ribosomal subunit. Gene Ontology annotation, biological process: mitochondrial translation. The transcript has a single exon. The record is from RefSeq and is a predicted model, not a curated record. The annotation marks the transcript as partial. Gene Ontology annotation, molecular function: structural constituent of ribosome.